Messenger RNA from Poecile atricapillus (Black-capped chickadee), 813 nucleotides. RefSeq names its product basic proline-rich protein-like. The record is from RefSeq and is a predicted model, not a curated record. The transcript has 7 exons. Lineage: Eukaryota; Metazoa; Chordata; Aves; Passeriformes; Paridae. Bases 1 to 813 code for a protein of 270 amino acids.
AUGGGGUCGCUGCCCCGGGGUGUCCCCGCUCACCUCGAUCGCUGGCUCCGCCGCUCGGGCCCGGGGGAGGGACGGGGGGGACGCAAGCACCUGGCACAGCCGCCGCCUCUGCAGCCUCCCCGGGCCCCCCGCCCCUCGGCAGGGCGUGCUGGCCCCGGGGUGCCCCCACCCCAAGGUCCCCCACCCCGGGGCCGGGUGUCGGUGACGUCCUGCCUGGCAGGACCCAGCCCUGUCACCCGCAGGACUCUGAGCCCGCGGGGUUUGUGGAUCAAGCUGACCCCACCACGGAGGGACGCUGGGGUCCUGCACCCCCCAGGUGUUUCACAGAGCAGAUGUGUGACCCCCCCAGAUGUGGAGCCCCAGAUGUUCAGGAUUUACUGCUGCGAACCCCCCCGGCAGCGCCCGGGACACGGCAGGAGCGAGGCCCGGCCAUUCCCACCCCUGGCAGGGACAGAGGGCUCGCCCCACCCCGUCCCAGCUCCUCCCAGUCACUCCACUGGUGAGGAAGAUGAGGCCCAUAAGCCUCACCGUGCCCUGGGAGAACAGUCCUUGUCCCCCAGGGUGUCCCUCUGGCUGGCGAGGAUGUCCCUGGGGGCUGGGGGUCCUCCAGAUCCCAAGGAUGGGUGCAAGCAGGGGAAGGAGCUCAGCGGGUCCCGGGGCCGGAUCCUGCCGCCGUCGGGUGUGGAGACCCCCGAGCACGUGCUGGGGGUGGUGGGAGGUCUCCUGGGAGCCUCUGUGGUUGAGGAUGGCCGGACCCCGGGUUAUGAUAACUCUGAGCAGGGACUUUCUCCGCAGGCGCCGGACACAGCCUGA